UGCCAUUUGUGUUAGAGAUGUGUGUGUGUGUGUGUGUGUGUGUGUGUGUGUGUGUGUGUGUGUGUGUGUGUGUGUGUGUGUGUGUGUGUGUGCCAACUACGAGUCUGCUGGGCAGCCGGGUCAACAGACAGACCAGUCACCAUAGCAACAGUGCCACACUUGGGCCCUCUGUGCCAAGUUGUAAAUAUGAAAGUCAUAUACAAAUAUGAAAGUCUGGCUGUCUGGGGGCAGAAAAGUUUCAGAAUGACAACAUGUUGAUACACAGGAGGAGUUAGUCUCAUGUAUCAUUAACCUCAUGUUUUCCCCCAGUGGGCUAUUUGUAAUAUACUUUUAUGUGAACCACCUAAUAGCAGAAUUGCUAUCUAGCUAGGAGUAUUAAACACUUACCGUACCACUGCAACAUUUAGUUGGGUUAAAGGAGCACGUACACUAUAACUGGUGCACAGGAAAUGGACAGCAAUCUCACCUACCUCUCUGCUAGUUUUCCCCGAAAAGAAGCCAACACGCACUUACUAUUUAAAAUGUCAAAAGGAAACUCGCUUGUGGUUUCUCUUCACUUUAUAAUACAGGGAGAUGGUCUCAGCUGCUGUUCAAAUGUUGUGGUUUGUACAGCUAUUCUUCAGUCACUGUUCAAACUCUGGAGCGCUAUUGUAAGCAUUCCUCUUCAGGCCUGUUACCAACCAGUAAUCAAGCUACAGGCUAGCCGUGACUACCAGCUGCAAAUUUUGUUACUGAUAGCAAUGCGAAUUCCAAUUCAUAUCAGCAAAUCUGUUACACAUUAUUUCCAAAAUGUUCCCAGGUUUUGUGUUGGGAACACUUAUUUUAAACCAAACAUCUGUAAAUUAAAGCUGCACUUCACUAUCACAUCAGUAUAUUAAUAUCAACAAUAGAUCAAAUGACUAUUUGUAGUCUAGAAGAAUCAUCUGGAGUGGCAAACUCACAAAUCAUCUGCUCUGCAGCUCCCCUCAGCGCCACAGAACAUCAGUUUCACCUCGCUGUUUGUUUUUUUUGUCAGCCCACAACUUUCAUUCUGACUGCUCUCAUCAACCUAGUUCCAGCAGUAUGUAGUAUGUACAAUGUGUAAUAUAGAAGCAUGUGUGUUUUCAGGGAAAAAGCUCUAAUAAACCCUACUGUACUCUACCUGCCGACCAGCACCAAACAGGAGACACACUAGUUGACUUGAGAUAGUGGAGUAUUUAGUGAGCCAGAUGUUUCCCAAAGACCAAAAUAGAGCAAAAAUAUGAAUGAAUGUUGGACGUAGAUUCAUUAGGUAGACAGAGACAUAACUCCAAAUGAAUACUAAUGUUGCUCCAUGUCUGCUAGAUGUUUAAACAAGCAACUGUUUGCUAAUUUGCUCAUCAACUUUAUAAGCUAAUUUUACCAUAUUAAUCCCAAACUCACCAUAUGACUUAAUUUCCUAUCCACACAAAACCUGAUUAUAAUAAUUAAUAAGUGUUGUGAGUAAUUGUGUGGAAUGCAGGCAUGUUACAUUAAUAUCUACAGUGGGUGUGGAUAAAGUCUAUUGAACAAUACAUUAUGCAAAUGAUGCAAAAAGAGUCAACACAUGUUGUUACUAUUGCAAUUACAGUAGUCAGUUAUAGUCAUUGUUAUAUAGACCACCCAAGGGUAGUUGCUCCAGCACAGCUUGUUAUGCUGGUUAAAUUACUUUGGGGACUAAAGCAAUACUACUUUGUGGUCUGUUUAACCAUAAACAUCUCUCAUGUGAAUCCAUGCUAAUGCACAUCUUCUUCACAGAGCGGGCUCUAUGUCAGUGGGGUCCAUGCAUUAAACAUGGAGAGGCUGAGAGGAGAACAUGUUGGAAUACCAAUAAGUUUGCCACAGAAACUCUGCCAGACCAUGUUGCUGUAUAAGGCUCCCAAAAGCAUGAUGGGAAGUGUAAAGUGGCUAAAAGAGAAAAUUGCCAUCCUGAGCAUGUACUGUUAAAGUCACUUGAGACAUGUUGUAAUUCUACUCUUUGUGUUGUAUUUAGAUGAGAAUGAAAGACAGUAUAAAGAGAUGCUGGAACAAGAUAGAUUAUGUAGAUUCGGUCUCGACAGAGAAUGAAGACUUAUUGGCAGAAUCUGCUUUAUUUCUGUUUUAGGAUGCAUGUUCGAUUUUAGGGGGUGAAAGGUCAUGGGGAACUGUGUAUUCCUGGUGACUGCCUCCAAAAAAGAACUGGAGCAGGCCAGGGUUAUGCCUCUAGUGGAACCCAGGGCAAACAUCUCCAAUACUGGCCAGAAUUCCCCCCUAAUCCUGUUCCCCAUAUUUAUAAGUUGAUUAAACGUCCAUUUAUUUAAGAAUCUGCACCAUAUUAGCAUAAAAUCAAUAGAAAACUGAUUAAAACUUGUGAAAAUGCAAAGAAGCUUUUCACACAAUGAGUACAGCAGAGGAAAAGUUGCCAACAAUGACAUGAUGAACGUAUAAUCAAUUGGUGAUCACCCAGAUCAUUUAUCAUUUAUGAAUUAAAUUUGUAAUAAAAUUUGAUUUUCAUGAAUUAAAAGUAGAUUUUGACACAUAUACAUAUACAUAUACAACACUUCAAGAUUCUGUAAAAAUGCACUUAAAGUUAUUAAAGUCUCUUUUAAAGCUCUAAGAACAGAAUAAAAUGUCACCAUCAGAUUACUCAUGCAGCAUAAUGUAAUCUGUAAUAUGACAAUGAGGAAAAUAUUUGUGUGGACAAAGCUUUGGAAAUGUCAUUGUUACCCAAUUCUUUAAGUUAUGAUGCAAUUUCAUUCACAAUACAUAGAUAAAGCAGGAUCAACAGGUAAUAAAAUACUUUGAUUUGUUUAUGUAGUAUGACCACAAAAAUCUGUUAUUUUACCACUACCUAAUUAGGUUUUAUUAGGCUAAGAGUACAUUUGGUAUCCCUUCAUGAAUUAUUGGCUUGCUAUUCUCACUUUUGUCCAGCAGAGGGUGAUGUUCGUGCAAAAUUACCAUUUGAAUGUGACCACAUGGCUGAAUCUCACCACGUGUAUUCACAUGCAUUGUGAUUCAGUGUUGAUCAAUGCUGGGACUUUCCCAAGGUGUGCCAUGCCAAGGAAAUACAAAGAAGUUAUUGGCUUACUUCAAGUGAAAUGAUCACUUUCACCUGACAUCUGUACUGCAAGUACACCGAAUCACUGAACCAACAGAAAACACAAGCACUGCAGGAAUGUAAAUGUGAGAAGGAAGAAGGAAGGAGGAGAGAAAAAACAUGAAUGCUCCUAUGUCAGCCCGUCCCACUCCUAUUCAGUACAAAUGCAGCAGUGCAGAGCUGAGCCUGCAUUCCACCGCUGCUGACGACUGAUCUGACCCCACACAAACACACACACACACACACAAAGGCGCACUUACAUGCUCUCACGUCACACACACACACACACUCCUACCGCACUCACAGAGGCACUGAAACUCAUACUGGAGAUGCUACCGGCUGCCGACCACUGACAACCUUCAGAGCUCAUUUGAUCCGGACAUACGUGCACCUUCACCUCAAGAGAGCCUGACACACUUAAACUGCACCGAGGAAGAGAAGAGCACUUGACAAAGGACACUACAGUGACCUCUAGCAGUUCACGCUAUACCUGAUCCCAGACUCCUUUAAAGAAAAGGGAACCCGACUCUGACAGGAGCAGGAAAAGGAGCAAUCGUACCCCACCGCUGAAACACGAGAGACGCACAGAGGGGCAGACGGACAUCUCUAAUACCCGAGGAACAGAGGCAGGAUGCUGGCAAAAAUCCUAGAGGACAUGUGGGUAGAGCCGGAGGUGCUGGAGGCCCUCAGUGAGGAGCAGAAGAGGAUCCUGUUCCUCAAGAUGAGAGAGGAGCAGGUACGGCGGUGGAGAGAGAGGGAAGAGAGGGAGGAGAAGGAAGGACAGAUCAACAACAACACCAGGCCAAAGAAAGCUUCUACUAAACACGUGAGAUGGCUGCUCGGUCGGGACGGAGACGUGAGCGUCAUCGUGAUUGGAGAAGUGGACGAGUUCCGGUCCUCCAAACUCCUUCAGGGUCUCAUCAACAACAGACUCCUCAGUGAUAAUAUGAAUGGCAUCCAGACAGCGGACUUGCUGCCAGGAAGAGAGGCCCAGCAGCUCGGCUUUAAAGAAGACAUUCAGCUGCCCCUCACAGAUGUUAGUGAUGACCGAGCCUCACCGAACGCUCAGCUGUCUGAGGACGAGAUGGACUCCUGCGGCGCCGACGACGACCUGAAGGACCCCGCUGAGGACAGCGACAGUGAGUCAGGCGGAAGCUCUGACAACCUCAGCGACUGGGCUCCUCUCUACAGGCCACAUUUUAGUAGCCAUGGCAACCAGCCGCCACUCAAGGCCCAGCUGUCAGACGCAGAGAGGGACGACCCACAGGACAGAGAUAUCGUGUGCCUUGAAGAGCAGAAGUCACAAUAUGGCGGUCGCGUGGCGCAGCUCAAGAAAGCUUUCGCGGACGAUCCUCACAGCACACGACCUGCCUACACCAAGCCUCCCAUACCUGCCAAGCCUGCUCAUCUACAGGGAAGAAGCACAUCUUUGAUCCAUUAGGACUUAAGGCGUAUCCAGCGUGCUUUGAAACAACACGGUGACCCCAGAGAGCCAGAGCUUACUGUACUGAGUGUAACAAGCCCUGCACAGAAAAUAAUGACUCCGUUACACACAGUUGAUCCAGGCCGAGGCCACGUACAGUUCCUUAACAGGAUCCUUACUUUAACCUGGGCGGUGAACUGAAAUAUACUUUGUUAGGCGUCAAUUUCGAGGACGGACCGACAGACAGAGAAACGUCUGGGGGUGGAGUGAGUGAAAGACUUGAAAGCUUUUGAACUGAAGUCAACCUGAAUGAUAAAACGUAGCAGCUUUGAUGUCGCUGAGUUCAAAUAACGCUCACGCAGUUUCUGUGAUUGACAGGCAGACACAGAGAGAUGUCCAGAGAGACGCUCACAGAGACGACUGACUACAGAUGAAAAAGCACCUGUAUGGCGGUUUACUUGUUAAAUAAGUGUUAAUAAUGUAUUAUUAUUAUUAUUAAGAUGUCAUAAGCAGAGGUUUUUGGAAACUAAAAAAACAUUUAUAUGAUAAACUCACUUCAAAACUAUUGUGUACUGAUCAAAAAGUGCAUGUAAUGUGUCUUUGUACUGCUUUAACUCCACUGACUUCCAGCAGAUAGCAUUAACACUAUCUUCAUCCAGCAUUGGUGCAAGGGUUUUUUUAUGUUAAGUAAAAGGACUGAAGUCA
Scomber scombrus (Atlantic mackerel) is the source of this 5201-nucleotide messenger RNA. RefSeq lists its product as uncharacterized. The record is from RefSeq and is a predicted model, not a curated record. Gene Ontology annotation, cellular component: cytoplasm. The transcript has 8 exons. NCBI's taxonomy places the organism in Eukaryota, Metazoa, Chordata, Actinopteri, Scombriformes, Scombridae. The coding region runs from base 3705 to 4514 and encodes 269 amino acids.